This is a messenger RNA of Symbiodinium pilosum, 462 nucleotides long. Lineage: Eukaryota; Dinophyceae; Suessiales; Symbiodiniaceae. The record is from the annotation of a GenBank genome assembly.
AUGCCUGACGACAACACCCCAGCCGAGUACCUAACCGACGACGAGCUAAGGCAAUGCCUGGUGCAUGCCGUGCUGGAGAUCGGCGAGUGGCUAGACGACCGCGGCACGUUUCGCGGGGGUCGCAAGGCUGAUCGGCUGAGCUACCUGGCGGCCGAGCUGCAGACGCGGGUCGAUGGCGAGAUCAAAGCCAAGAACGAUGGGUUCGCCGACGACCAAUCGCUAGACGCCGACCUGCUGCGGGACCUGCGUCGGUACCUGGAACGGAGCGCCAUUGCGAAUGAACGGACUGCAGACGCCAUCGGGAGUAGGGACCCCACACCCGAGGAGAUCGCCGAGCGGGCCGCUGCGAUCCGCGAGGGCUGGGACGAGCGAGAGGAGGCCCGGCGCCGGGGUGUCGACUGGCGGCAGCCGGGGUGGCUGCCGGACGUGUUUCCGGGUGGGGAGAUUGAGGUCGACGCCUGA